Porites lobata is the source of this 3114-nucleotide messenger RNA. Lineage: Eukaryota; Metazoa; Cnidaria; Anthozoa; Scleractinia; Poritidae. The record is from the annotation of a GenBank genome assembly.
AUGGAGCAUAAUUCCAGUUCAAAAUUGAAAGCGUACAUUAAAUAUGAAUAUGGAUUCCCAUUUUUGGAUCUGAGUAGAAAAGGAUUCUCCAGGGUACCUGAUGCAGUCACUGAACUGACUGAAGUGGAGGAACUCAGACUGGAUAACAAUAACCUGACUGAAUUACCUACAAGUAUUAACAAGCUCAAAAAUCUUGUCAGACUCCACUUGUAUAGCAACAGACUCACAGAACUACCUGCUGAAAUUGGUGACUUGAAGAAGCUGAAUGCACUGUAUGUGAGUAGCAACCAGUUGGUUAGUUUACCUACCAGUGUACAGACAUUAAACCAGCUUGAAGUGCUGGAAUUGGAUGGCAACAAAUUAACAGAACUACCAUCUCAGGUUGGUGACCUGAAGAAGCUGAAGAAGAUGUUUGUGUAUAGCAACCAGUUGGUUGGUCUACCUACCAGUAUACAGAAGCUGAACCAGCUCCAAAACCUAAACUUGUCUAACAACACAUUAACAGAACUACCUGCUGUGAUUGGUGACUUGAAGCAACUGAAGAGGCUGCAUGUGAGCAACAACCAAUUGGUUAGUUUACCUACCAGUAUACAGAAGCUGAACCAGCUUGAGGAUCUACAGUUGUCCCGUAACAAACUUACAGAACUUCCUUCUGAGAUUGGUGACUUAAAGGAGCUGAGGAGACUGGAUGUGAGUUUCAACCAGUUGGUUAGUUUACCUACCAGUAUACAGAAGCUGAACCAACUUGAGGGGCUGCACUUGUCUGGUAACAAGCUUACAAAACUGCCUUCUGAGAUUUGUGACUUAAAGCAGCUGAGGUGGCUGGAUGUGAGUGGUAAUCCUCUACCUUCUGAUGCAAUACAUGUUCUAGACAUGAAGAUAAAGGAAAUGACCAUUAGGUUUAUAAAAGGUGGGUGUGGGGAUUGUCGUCAAUAAGUUUUUAGAAUAGUACUUAUAUUAUUUAUAGAUGUGUCGUGAAAUAUUUCAGUAGUGCCAUUAUUUUUUUCUUAUUAAGGCUCAAGGAAAAUUGGAAAUGGCCAAGCGAAACUUUCCUUCAUACUGAAACUACUCAAUGCGCUGAGCAUUCGUGGGAAAUAGUUUGGGCCGAUAUUUAAUUUUUUGGGAAACUCCUUGAAAUUAGUUUUGUUUAGUAAAUAUUAGAAACAAAUAUGUGUAGUGAAAUUAUUUUUUACCUCAUAAAAAAGGCUAUCCUCAGUGGUGGAUCCAGGCCCCUCUUAUUUUUGGAUCAAACUGAGGCCCAAAGGGCGGACAAAUUUCUUUUUUUAAAACCGGGACACCCUUAUCUCAGGGUUUGGACCUCUGUUAUUGUCCCGUCUACAAGAGGAAGGAAAAAUGUUUUAUGAGAAGGCUAAAAAAUAUAUUUCCGAACAAUGUUGUGACAUAAUAUUUUACCCGAUACCUUUUUGCUUGGCAAGCAAAUUAAAAUGUAUACGUAGCUUGAGAAAAAAAAAAGUACUCUUUUGCAACUACUUUUCGCUGUUAUAUUUCUUUUAAUGCCAUUGAAGCGAUUUUAAGUGGGAGCCUAUUGAUAGUUUGUAUUUCUUUAAGUUUUACAGUCCGUUAUGGAGUAGAAUAACGAUUAUUGGUUUUCAAAAACAGGCCUCAUGUGCUUAGCGGUUAAUUUACGCAAAUAACUGUCCCCAGAUAACUUAGCAGGAUCUAAUAUGCUUUCCAGCAAAAGAGACUGCUUCGAAUGGGCACUCAACGACGGUUUCCUCCCACAUACUUUGAAAACACUUUCUAGGCUAUCCAGAGUACUUUUAGAUCUUUAGAGGUGCAUUCCAAUCGGCGCUGCAGAAUUUGAAUCUGUUCGGUCAUCCUAGGGCAACUUAAGUCUUUUCGAAAUUACAAGGGCUUCAGUAUUAAUUUCUCGACAAUUUUAGGUGCAAUUUUAAAGUUUUACGAAAUUGAGAAUUUCUCUGAUUCCUCUCUUCAUCACAUUUUCGAAUCCGAAAAUUUUAGGUUUCCUUUUUCUACGAAACAUAUCUUAACCUGGGGAGUAAAAUGCGCAAAAUUAAACUUUACAAAAUCGUAGGAAAUUUUAAAUGAAUGGAAUGGUCAUCUAGAAAUACGCAGAAAAUCCCCACGUAAAUGAAAUACUAACCAAAAACAUCCCGGAAUCGAAAAUUUCAACCCCCAAAAAAUCUUUCAAUCACCCCCGUCACUUGAAAUCCGGAGUCCCCCCUCCCCCCAUAGCAUUUAAAAUCUUUAAAAGGUAUCGACAGCGAAAAACCCAAAGUAACCCGAUCAAGCAAAAUUUGCAGCAUUAUACGUGAUAGGUGCUGUCCGCAUUGUCCAGGAAGCAGAUGCUCCGUAGCUGCCCAAAGUGGUGUCACCUUCGCUACGUCAGUACCCAAGAUGCAACUGUAUACAUAGUUACUCCAUUUCUCGAAUGGGACAAAAAUCAACCCCCGUCCCCCCACCCCCCACCCCCAAUUAGAUUCUGAUAUGAGUUAUCUGUAGACGGAAGACUAAUUCCACUAAAAAAGAUGCUUUUUUUCAAAGAGCGGAAAAAGACGCCUGCUCUCGCAGGCUUAGAUACGUGUGGACGGGACCUAAUGUUUUUAAUGUCUUUUAUUUUUUGCACGGGUUGAGUGCAUCGUGUGCACUCUACAUCUACAACAUAAGUUUUGCCUAAAGGGGGAAAAGUGUAUAUUUUACCCGCGUUUUGAAUUUCUAGCGCGUGCGAAACUUGUUAGGAGUACAAUUACGUUCUUUUCAGGAUGCUUAUUAUUUCAUUUAAAAGAUGAUCUGACUAGUCACAUCGAAGACCCCCUCUGAAAAUUGUUUCGCUCGUCCUGAUAUAGUAAGCAUAAUUAUAAUUCGAUCCAGCAAAAUUUGUACCAUUUAACGUGAUACGCGAAUGUUCUGUCUCAUUUUUCACCUUUCCGCGUGCAACAAAGGAAAUAGGACACGUCUGCCGGCACGCAGGCUAUUUGUUCCAUUGAUGUCGAGCUCCGCUUCUGAUAAAACAGAAUAGUUGUUUGUGUGGGCAUAGAAAGCUUUCUGGUAUACUGUAUACGCAGACAUACAAACAUCUUCAGGUUUAUCCUAAUUUGCCUUAUCACUGCUUCUUAUGUUCCGCAAGGAGGA